Capsella rubella is the source of this 1861-nucleotide messenger RNA. RefSeq names its product DNA ligase 1. NCBI's taxonomy places the organism in Eukaryota, Viridiplantae, Streptophyta, Magnoliopsida, Brassicales, Brassicaceae. The record is from RefSeq and is a predicted model, not a curated record. The transcript is spliced from 3 exons. Bases 81 to 1724 code for a protein of 547 amino acids.
ACACAUCUCAUAGAUCACUUUACAGAUCGGUUCGCUCGUCUUUCUCCAAACACAAGAACAACUUUUCAAGUAGAAAAAUUAUGGCAUCGAAAGAAGAAAUUGUCAAGGAAGAGAAACUUCAUGUCAAAAUGAAGACAGAGGAAGUGGAUACAAAGGAGAAGGGAGAGAAUGUUGAGUUGGAGAUGGACGUGAAGGCGAAGUCUAUUGAGAAGGUUAAAACAAAGAAGGAGGAGGAGAGUGGAGAGAAAUCAAAGAAGAAAAAGGACAAGAAGGAUGACUCAAAAGAUAAAGAUGAGAAACAUGACAAGAAGAAAGAUGGAAAAGUUGUCUCCAAGAAACAUGAAGAAGGCCAUGGAGAUGUCGAGGUCAAAGACAGUGAUGUAAAAGUGAAAGAGGAAGAGAAGGAACAGAAGAAGAAAAAGAAGGACAAAGAGAGUAAACAUGAGGAUGUACCACAAGGAAAGGAGGAGGUAGAAGAAGAAAAGGAUGGUAAAAAGAAGAAGAAGAAAGAGAAGGAUGAAUCAGGAUUAGAGGAAAAGAAGAAGAAAGAUGAUAAAGAGAAGAAACAUGAGGAUGUAUCACAACAAAAGGAGGAGUUAGAGGAAGAAGAUGGUAAAAAGAAGAAGAAGAAGAAAGAGAAGGAUGAAUCAGGAACAGAGGAAAAGAAGAAGAAAGAUGAUAAAGAGAAGAAACAUGAGGAUGUAUCACAACAAAAGGAGUUAGAAGAAGAAGAUGAUAAAAAGAAGAAGAAGAAGAAAGAGAAGGAUGAAUCAGGAUCAGAGGAAAAGGAUAAGAAAACUGAUAAAGAGAAGAAACAUGAGGAUGAAGAUAAAGAGAAGAAACAUGAGGAUGUUUCACAAGAAAAGGAGGAGUUAGAGGAAGAAGAUGGUAAAAAGAAGAAGAAGAAAGAGAAGGAUGAAUCAGGAACAGAGGAAAAGAAGAAGAAGGCAGAUAAAGAAACAAAACAGAAAGAUGAAUCCAAGGGUAAGAAAGACAAGAAGUUGAAAGGGAAGAAGGAUGAUGAGGCUGGGAAAGAAGAUGAUGCAGAAGAUCAUGAGAUGAAAGAAGAAGAAGCGGAACAUAAGGAGGGAAAGAAAAAGAAGAAUAAAGGUAAGGGGAAGAAGAAGGAAACAGAUGAGAUAUGUGAGAAAGAAUCAAAAGAUAAAGAUGAGGAUGAAGGAGAAACAAAGAAGAAAAAGGAUAAGAAGGGGAAGGGUAAAAAGGAUGACAAAGAAGACAAGAAGAAGGAGAAAAACCUUGAAACUGAAGUGGUGUCGAGAGAUAUUAUAUUAGAAGAACCAGAAGCUGAGAAGAAGAGUAUCAAAGAUGUGGAGGAAGAAGAUGACAAGGAAGAGAAGAAGUCUAAAGGAGAAGGCGGUGAGAGUGAAGAGGGGAAGAAAAAGAAGAAGAAAGAUAAAGGAAAGAACAAGAAGAAAGAUACAAAGGAAACGAAAAAGACCGAGGUUGAAGAAGAGGAGAAAGAUCAUGCUAAGGAUGUCAAUAUAGAAGGGUCAAAAGCUGAAGAUGGUGAUGAGGAAAAGGAGGGAAAAACAAAGAAAAAGGACAAGAAAGACAAAGAUGGGAAGAAGAAGAAGGGUGGUAAUGAUAUAACUAAGCUGAAAUCGAAGCUGGAAAAGAUCGAUGAAAAAAUCGGAGCCUUAAUGGAGCAAAAGGCAGAAAUCGAAAAUCAGAUUAAAGACGCAGAGGGAGAGCAAUGUAACUGAACUUACUUAUAUGGACUUGGCAACAUCCACAGAGAAGAUGAGGCUACAUGUUUCUUGGUAUACGGUUGCACUUGACUUCAAUUUGUAUUUUACUAUAUUCUAUUUAUGUUGAGUUGUUAUAAAUUUCAAAUUUUUUU